UUGCCAAUAGCAUUGUUGUCUGCCGUUGUCAUGGUUACCACAGCAUUGUUUGAUCCAUCAUCUAGCUUUCAACUAACAGACCUUUUUAUCACUGAAUAAUUAUCAUCAAACUGUCAGCAUAAUGGAAAAGCAUAAAGCAGCCAUAGCGCAUAAUGGAUUAAUGUAUGGACGUGUUGGGAGUACGAUGGGAGAAAAGCAGACCGUCUCCUACUGUACAGAUCUGGACAAAUCAGUUCUGAUAACGAAUUUUGAGAAAAGAGGCUGGCAACACGUCGGCCCCGAUGAUGAUUGGAACUUUUAUUGGGCUGGUAUUCACACAUGUAGGAACUUAUUCAGCGUUGACAGUGGAUAUAGGAUGAACGAAAAUCAGAUGAUCAAUCACUUUCCCAAUCACUAUGAGCUGAGUCGUAAGGAUUUGCUUGUGAAAAAUAUCAAACGCUAUCGCAAGGAGUUGGAGAGAGAGGGGAAUCCUCUCGCUGAGAAAGGAGACACUCACGGCAGAUAUCUCUACUUGGACUUUAUCCCAGUCACGUUUGUUCUACCAGCAGAUUACAAUAUGUUUGUGGAAGAGUAUCGCAAAAGUCCGCAGAGCACUUGGAUAAUGAAACCGUGUGGCAAAUCUCAAGGAGCUGGAAUCUUUCUUAUAAAUAAAUUAUCAAAAUUGAAGCGUUGGUCACGGGAGAGUAAAACACCAUUCAAUCCAUCACUAGUCAAGGAAUCCUAUGUGAUAUCAAGGUACAUCGAUAACCCUCUGCUAAUCGGUGGCAAGAAGUUCGAUCUUCGUUUAUACGUGCUUGUGACGUCGUUUAGACCGUUGAAAGCCUACUUGUUCAAGUUGGGCUUUUGUCGAUUCUGCACAGUCAAGUACGACACCAGCAUACAGGAACUCGACAACAUGUUUGUUCAUCUCACAAACGUAUCUGUUCAGAAGCAUGGGGGCGAAUACAACAGCAUGCAUGGAGGAAAAUUGAGUGUACAGAACCUGCGUCUGUACCUUGAAAGUACGAGGGGAAAGGCGGUCACUGAAAGUCUUUUCACAAACAUUUCGUGGCUAAUUGUUCAUUCUUUGAAAGCAGUCAGCUAUAUUAUGGCCAAUGACAGACACUGCUUCGAGUGUUAUGGAUACGAUAUCAUUAUUGAUAAUCAAUUGAAGCCAUGGUUGGUUGAAGUUAACGCAGCUCCUUCAUUGACAUCGACAACAGUCAAUGAUCGGAUUCUGAAAUACAAACUCAUUGACAACAUCUUGAACAUUGUACUUCCACCGGAUGGCAUACCUGAUAUACGAUGGAACAAAAUUCCCAGUCCAGAAAAUCUGGGGAACUUCGAACUACUGUUAGAUGAGGAAUUUGGCAGCUCAGAAGAACAUGGUGCUUCUAAUCGGUACAGGGAUCACAGAGGACCUCGCUGGAAAUAGAAUUAAAUAAAAAAUUGAGUUUUAUAAUUUGAUGACAAAAUUUGUACCACUCAAAAUGACUGUCUUUUUAUCGAUCACACAUUCAACAUCUUCCAUAUAUAACUUAGUUGAAAUGAACUAUAAUUUAAUCAAUUAAUAUUAUCUAAAAUUAUGGAAACAGCUCAAGCUUAAUAUUUCUGUUACUAGGAUAACUUGACAACAGUUUUGAUUAGUUAUAAUGCUAUUCAAAUUAACUACUUUUCUUUGGCUCCAAAAUUCAAUGUGGUUGCUGGUCCAAUAACAAUUUUUGAAUGAAUGAACUACCGUGUAAAGGUUGUACCUGAUGUUUGAGAUAUUAAAAUAAUCUUUCAACAGAUCUUCAACAAAAUUUUCGUGUCUUCCACAUCCAUUGUUCUUAACAAAGUAAUGUAGGCUUAUUAUUAUUAUUUCAUGUAGAAGGGUUCACUCACAUCUACUUAUCUACCUACCUCGGGCUCAUUCUUAUCCAAAGUACAAAGCACAUAGGGGGCGCGUCGGCCCCAAUUCUCAAGUUAAUACAUGUUUGAUACAAUUAACUUGUGUAGAAAUGUGUAAAUGGAGAAUUUUGAUUCUCUUUUUCUUAGGGCUACUAUUGAAUAAAAAUAAAAAUAUAAAUCUGAGUACCCUUUUUUAGAUUAUUUCGUCACGACAUGUUUUGGCUACUAAUGCCAUUUGAUUGGCAAGUGAUUGGAAAAGAAUCUUGCAAUAGUAGGUAUUUAUUUAUUUCAGUAAUGAUUGA
Nilaparvata lugens (brown planthopper) is the source of this 2171-nucleotide messenger RNA. RefSeq names its product probable tubulin polyglutamylase TTLL1. Gene Ontology annotation, cellular component: cilium. Gene Ontology annotation, molecular function: tubulin-glutamic acid ligase activity; tubulin binding. Gene Ontology annotation, biological process: protein polyglutamylation; microtubule cytoskeleton organization. NCBI's taxonomy places the organism in Eukaryota, Metazoa, Arthropoda, Insecta, Hemiptera, Delphacidae. The record is from RefSeq and is a predicted model, not a curated record.